GAAGAAGAAGAAGAAGAAGAAGAAGAAGAAGAUUCACUCAAAAAAAUGUCCCGAUUCAAAAGGACAGGUAAAGUGGACAGCCUGUGUGGUUUUCGAGCCACGAAGUUGGAAGUAACUAUUCCUUACGGGCUGCUAAAGGCAGCCAGGAAAAGCGGGCAGCUCAACCUGUCCGGGCGAGGCUUGUCAGAAGUCCCUCAGAAUGUAUAUCGGCUUAACAUUGAUGAACCAGCAGAAGCCCAGGAGAAUGUGUCUUUUAGAGGAUCAGAUCGCUGGUGGGAACAGACAGACCUCACCAAACUUCUGCUGUCUUCUAAUCAACUAAAACUGCUAUCCGAUGACAUCAAACUCUUACCUGCACUUACUAUACUGGAUCUCCAUGACAACCAGCUGACCACUUUGCCAAGUGCACUUGAAGAGCUACAGGAGCUUCAGCAACUGCGACUAAGUCAUAAUAAGUUGUCAUCACUGCCAGCAGAGGUGUGUGCUCUAAAGAACCUUCGUUCCCUCACACUGCAGCAGAAUCUUCUGGAAAAUCUGCCAGAGGAAUUAGGACAGCUGAGAAACCUGACAGAACUGGAUCUGUCCAACAACUCUCUGGAGCAUUUGCCUUCCAGUGUUGGAAACCUCAGCGCUCUGCAGAAAGUCAUCCUUGGUCACAACAAGCUUACCUGUCUUCCUGACAGCAUGGGCCAGCUAACAAAUGUUAGGCUCCUGGACUGCAGCAAUAAUCAGCUGACUGAUGUGCCUGUUAGCCUGUCAGGGAUGCUUUCUCUGGAGCAGCUUUAUAUCCGACACAACAAGCUCUGCCGACUGCCACAGCUGUUUUCACCAGCACUUAAGGAAUUGUUUGCUGGGAACAACCAGAUUGAGUUGUUGGAGAGGGAGCAGCUAGCCUGUCUGACAGCUUUAUCUCUUCUAGAACUGAGAGAUAACAGAAUCAGAAACCUUCCUGAACAAAUCACUUUGCUGCUCACUCUGACAAGGCUUGACCUCACAAACAAUGACAUCAGCACUCUUCCAGCCUCUUUGAGCCUGCUGCCCAACCUGAAGGUGUUGCUGUUGGAGGGAAACCCUCUCCGCGGAAUAAAGAGGGAACUUCUGGCUAAAGGAACCGAUGAUCUUCUGAAAUAUCUAAGAGGAAGAAUUCAAGAAGAGCCUGAGAGAGCUGAUCAAAGACCAACUGCUAUGACUUUACCAUCUGAAGUUUAUGUCGAUAUACAUAAGCUCAAAACUCUGAAGACAUUGGAGUACAGCAACAAGCAGGCAGACAGCAUUCCAGACGAGCUGUUUGAGGCUGCAACACAUCAACCUAUAAUCACAGUUAACUUCAGCAGGAACCAGCUGACGUCUUUACCUGCCCGACUGCUGGAGUUCCAGUCCUCACUGUUGGAUUUAAACCUAGGGUUCAACAGACUGUCCCACUGUUCUCCUGACAUCAGCACCUUACAACAGCUCACACACAUUGACCUCAGGAACAACCAACUGACUGAUUUACCAUCUGAAAUUAAGACACUAUCUAAACUGCAAUCCAUUGUACUGAACUACAACAGAUUUCGCUCCUUCCCUGAAGCUCUGUAUCAGAUCCCAACUUUGGACACGGUGAUGCUUGGAAAUAACCAGGUGUGCAGGGUAGAUCCCAGUUGUCUUAUUAAGUUGUCGAAUCUGUCCACACUGGAUCUGUCAAACAAUGACCUGUUGAACAUUCCUCCUGAAAUGGGUUUGUGUACCAGUCUCAGAUGCCUGAGUUUGGAAGGGAAUCCUUUCCGCACACCCAGAGCCGCCAUUGUGGCCAAAGGAACUGAUGCGGUGUUGGAGUACCUACGCAGCCGCAUACCUACAUGAGGUGUGAAUUUACCGGAAAGUACAAAAAGGACCAAAAUUUAUGCUUUUUUUUUUUUUUCAUUGAUUACAUUUAAUGCCUUAGUUUGAUGUUAAAAAUGUAGUUAUUUUUUAAAAGGAAAAUGUCCAACAUCUUCUAAGACGUGAUUCAGGAACAUAAAGAAUUCUCCAUUUUAUUGUUUUGUCUUGCCAUUUGUUAUUUUGGAAAAAAAAAUUAAUUUGAGCUCUGUUUUCAACCAGUCAUCACAAUAAAGCCAGACCUUUAUUGGUUGUUGUUUUAUUUGA
Messenger RNA from Fundulus heteroclitus (mummichog), 2124 nucleotides. RefSeq names its product leucine rich repeat containing 40 (gene lrrc40). The transcript has 15 exons. NCBI's taxonomy places the organism in Eukaryota, Metazoa, Chordata, Actinopteri, Cyprinodontiformes, Fundulidae. Gene Ontology annotation, molecular function: protein binding. Gene Ontology annotation, cellular component: plasma membrane. The record is from RefSeq and is a predicted model, not a curated record. The coding region runs from base 46 to 1842 and encodes 598 amino acids.